Messenger RNA from Bicyclus anynana (squinting bush brown), 975 nucleotides. RefSeq lists its product as uncharacterized. The coding region runs from base 117 to 836 and encodes 239 amino acids. The transcript has 5 exons. The record is from RefSeq and is a predicted model, not a curated record. Lineage: Eukaryota; Metazoa; Arthropoda; Insecta; Lepidoptera; Nymphalidae. Gene Ontology annotation, cellular component: nucleus.
UUUCGGCUAUGUUCGCUUCGGUUCGUUUGGACGCCGUGUAGCAUCUAGCGCGUAGGUAUAUUAUUGUGUGGCUGUUCUUCCUUGUGUCGCUGGUGAAAUAUACUUGUUCUAAGAAAAUGGCAGAUGUUUCCAAAGAAGAUCUCAAAAAGGAAAUCGCAAAAAUUCUUAAAAAUGCAAACCUGGCUAAAACCUCUACCAAGAAGGUCAUCCAGAAGCUUGAGAAGGUGUUUGACACCGACUUAGCUGACAAGAAGAAAAUAAUCGACCAGCUUGUGAUGGACUAUGUGAAUAGUAAAGCUUCAGAAGACGAGGCAGAGGACGAAGAAGAGGAAGAGGAAGAAGAGGAAGAAGAGAAAAAGCCAGCUAAGCGCGCUGCCCCGCCUGCCAAGGCAUCCUCAAAGAAAGCCAGAAAAGACAGCACUGAAGAAGAUGAGGCAGAUGGCACCAAUGAAAGUGAAUCAGAGGAAGAGAAAAAGAAGCCUGCGCCCAAGAAGGGCAAAAAGAAGAAGGGCUCCGAGGAUUCAGACAGCGAUUGGGGAAAGAAGAAGGAGAAAGCUCCUAAAACAAAGAAGGCCGGUGGUCGCGGCAAAGGUGGCGGCUACACCCGCGCUUACAAACUGUCACCGUCUCUCGCUGAGUUGAUGGGACAAGACGAGAUGCCCCGGCACGAGGUGGUCAAGCGUGUGUGGACCAUCAUUAAAGAGAAGAACCUCUAUGACCCCAACAACAAACAGUUCGCCAUUUGCGACGAUGCUCUCUACAAAGUCAUCGGCACAAAGAGAUUCCGUACCUUUGGUAUGAUGAAAUACUUAAAAACGCAUUUCCUCGAUGAGUAAGUAAGAUUAAUUUAGGAUAUGGAGACUAAAGCCUGCGAUAGCCAGACAUUCCUUAUGAUAGCUGAAAGUUUAUCAGCAGUGCUCCUACCAUAGGCAAAUAUAGCGAAUUAUAGAGUUUGGACAUAAAGCAUUAUUUUUU